CUGUGCAACGUCUGGGACGUGAAGAUUUCAGUUUCUUCCAAGUUGACUCUUGUGGCUUCGUCAUGGCUUCUCAGAAGAUCUGGAUCCUUGGUAUCCUGCUGUCCUUCAUUGGUUGGCUGGGCACAAUCAUCACCUGUGCUCUGCCCAUGUGGAUUGUCUUCAUUGGUGACAUGGACACAGUGUAUUGGAAUGGUCUAUGGAAGGCCUGUGAGCUCCGGACAAGCACGCAGGAAAAGAGGUGCAUUUACUACCAGCUUGAGCACUAUUUUCUGGCUCAGGAGAUGCUAGUUGGCAGAGUCAUGGUGAUACUCUCCUUGAUCGUUGGGGUGUUUGGAAUACCCCUGGGCGUCGUUGGAGGGAAGCUCACCAACUGCAUUGAAAAUGAGGCGUCCAAAGCCAAAGCCUGCAUCGUCUCUGGAGUGAUCUUCAUAAUAGCAGCCUUACUGAUCCUGAUACCGGUGUCCUGGUCAGCUCACGUUAUCAUCAGUGGCUCGUACGAAAAAUACUUGAUCGGGUUAACGAGAUUGGAGCUCGGCGCUGCGCUCUACAUCGGCUGGGCCUCUGCAGUCCUGUUGUUUGUGGGAGGGGGUCUGCUAUGCAGCAACUUCCUUCUAUCGCUCAACAGACCCUUCACACCUGCUAAUAUCGGCCUUGCAAGAGCCGUGUAAUCAAAUGUGUUCUAUAUGUAAGUCUAAUGGCUGCAGAGAUUUUUAUUAAUUUGAAGAAGAUUUCACGACUAAACAAGCACUUCAUUUUAAGUUU
Fundulus heteroclitus (mummichog) is the source of this 762-nucleotide messenger RNA. RefSeq names its product claudin-4-like. Bases 63 to 668 code for a protein of 201 amino acids. The transcript has a single exon. Gene Ontology annotation, molecular function: structural molecule activity. Gene Ontology annotation, biological process: cell adhesion; bicellular tight junction assembly. Gene Ontology annotation, cellular component: plasma membrane; bicellular tight junction. The record is from RefSeq and is a predicted model, not a curated record. Lineage: Eukaryota; Metazoa; Chordata; Actinopteri; Cyprinodontiformes; Fundulidae.